This is a messenger RNA of Trachemys scripta elegans, 4890 nucleotides long. Its product is annotated as caspase-1-like. Gene Ontology annotation, biological process: regulation of apoptotic process; proteolysis. Gene Ontology annotation, molecular function: cysteine-type endopeptidase activity. Bases 16 to 1257 code for a protein of 413 amino acids. NCBI's taxonomy places the organism in Eukaryota, Metazoa, Chordata, Testudines, Emydidae. The transcript is spliced from 8 exons. The record is from RefSeq and is a predicted model, not a curated record.
UGAGCAGCAUGGUACAUGCACACGGGGCCUGGCACCGCCACGGCCAGGUACAAGUACCCCGAGGGGAGGGCUGGCAGGGCCCAAGGGGAGGCCCCAGGGGCUCACGUGGCUGCUCUUACAGAUCGGAAGUUAAGCGACGUGCGGAUCAGGUUUGUGGAGCGCGUGAGCAAGGCAGUGAUCAGCAAUCUCCUGGACGACCUGCUGGAGAGACGGGUGCUGAACGAGGAGGAAGUGGAGGAGGUGAGGGAGAGCUACAGUAAGAAGAGUGACCAAGCCAGGUGCCUGAUUGAUGGGGUGAGGAAAAAGGGUGCCAGAGCCAGCGAAAUAUUCAUCGAGCGCCUCUGCGUCAGAGAUGUCCACCUGGCCACAGAGCUGGGGCUCGGAGCCCCCUCAGGGACUGCUGCAGAAACCCAGCCAGCGCCAUCUCAGGAAUGGAUCCAGCCCUGCCCCCGGGAAUUCGUCCAGCGGAUCCAGAAGGAGGAAGCAAAGGAGAUCUAUUCCAUCCUGGACAAGGCGACGCGAACCCGCCUGGCCCUCAUCAUCUGUAAUGUUGAGUUUGAGCAUCUCCGCAGGAGGGACGGGGCUGACGUGGACAUGAAUGGGAUGAAGAGGCUUCUAGAAGGGCUGGGAUACAAGGUGGAAAUUCACUGCAACUUGAAUGCCCAGGCCAUGGUGGAGACUCUGAAGCAGUUCGCUGCUCGGAAUGAGCACCGGACCUCGGAUAGCACCUUCCUCGUGCUCAUGUCUCAUGGCGUCAGGGCUGGCCUGUGCGGGACAAAGAGCCAAGGCGAGUCCACAGACAUCCUUCCCAUUGACACCAUCUACAGCACCUUCAACAACAAGAAUUGCCAGACACUGCUGGGAAAACCCAAAGUGAUCAUCAUUCAGGCCUGCCGUGGGGAGAACCGCGGACAGGUGUUGGUGAGUGACUCUGCAGAGCUCCCUGGAGACGGCUCCAGCCUCGCUCCGCUGCCCCCUGAAGAGUUAGAAGAUGAUGCAAGUCACCAAAUCCACGUGGAGAGCGAUUUCAUCGGUUUCCACGCUACAACGCCAGACACUUUGUCCUGGAGAUGUCCAAAAACUGGGUCCGUCUUCAUCACCCGUCUGAUAGAGCAGCUUCGAACCAAUGCCUGCCGCUUCCCCUUGGAGGAGAUCUUCCGAAAGGUCCAGCUCUCCUUUCAAAAUUUUCCUCGUCAGAUGCCCACCAAGGAAAGAACCACCAUGAUAAAAAAGUUCUAUCUGUUCCCAGGCCAUUAGAACCAGCACCACAAUAAGACAGCGCAUGUCCCAUGGGGGCCCUGCCGCAGUCAGCGUCUGCACAUUCAACAUUGGCACAAAGCUCAAGGGCUCUCUUCCUGCUGCCUGCACACUUUCCACCUGUGGCUUUCCUCUGAACUGCCAGAAGUGCCUUCAGCUUCUCACCAGCCUUCCCCUGCGGAAGUGCCUCCUCUUUGUGACAGGACAACGGUAGCAUCAGCCUGGAGCUCCUGCUGCCACAUCUCUAGCAAAUGGCUCUUCCUAGCGAGAGACAGCAGCACCCCCCAGCUAUCUAGAUCCUACAGCACUGACAUCCCCGUGGCCCCGUCCCUGAGAUCCAGUUCACACUCUGAUCAUUCCCUCCGGUUGCCAGACUUUGAGUCCCCGGACAGUCAGACAAGUGAGUCUCAGCCACAUCCUUCUUGGUAAACAGCUGGAGUCUCCCAUUAGGGAUAUCAACAGCAGGGGCGUCUUCACUGUGGUCAGCCCAGGCUCCUGUCCCCUUCCCUCCGCAUACAAAACCCUCUCACCUGAGCUUUCCACCUGGGCUAGCUGCCCCAGCUGAGGGUGGCUUCGAGCGUGGUGCUGCUUUCACUGGGACUGGGAGCCUGCCCACUUGGCCAUGAGGAUGCAGCUAAAUCACUCGAGUGCUGACGGUGCACCUCUGCCUUCCCACAGUCCCCUCAGGUGCCCAGGACAGGCGUUUUCCCACAAACGCGCUGGGAAAGAGUCAUGCAGCGGCUCACCUUACAGCAGCACAAAGAACCACGGGCUUUGCCCCAAACGCACUAGCGACCCACAGUGCGGACGCAGUAACUCGGGAGGGGCUUUGCAGUGUGGCUGCUCACAGCCAGGUUAGACUAACCCAGUGCUCACACCUGGGUGCUGAUCACCCGGGUUAACUCUGCACUUAUGGGCAUACCCUAGGAAAGCUCAUGUGCUGAACUCUGGGGGGGACAUGGAGUGUGGCAGCAGCCGUCUCCUCCCGCUAUCAGCAAUUCCCAGACCCCCUGGAAUGGAAGGGGCCUGUGUCCGUUCCCCUUAGCGAGGCCGGGUUAACUGAGCUCACUCCAAGUCAUCCCCACUAGAUGGCAGCCAGGCUGAGCCUUGAAUAGCUGCCGCGGUGAUUUCCCAACCUCACUGAGCUGUUCGCUGCCUUGUUCUCGUUCUCUGUAAUUACAGGGCCACAUUCUGCCCAUUGUCAACUCCAGACUUCAGAGUGCCAAGGCUGCAAGUGGCCCAUGACAUUUGGGUUAGUGCUUAACCCACAUUUCUCUGUUAAAACCUCAGCCCAUUACUUCUAUCCUUGGCCCCAGCUAAGAGCUGAUCCCUCUCCCCUUUUCCUCCUUAGUGAUGAGCGAGAGACACUCGUCUACACCACUGCAAGGCAAGAACGUCAGGAAGGGAGCAGGGUUCCUUGGCAUGAUACAUGGGGGGUAGAACUAGGAGUAAUGGGGUGAAGUGAUGAAAGGAGAAUUUAGCUUUGUUGCUUUCUGGGCUACUCCUAUGGCUGGGACGAGGAAGCAAGUGACUCCUCGGACCAGAGAUGUCCUUGCCCUUCUCUGCGGUUGCGCUGCUUCUGGGCACACUCUCUCUGGUUUCCCUGUCUCGUUGCCUGUGGUUACUUUUAUAGCUGGUUUUACUGUGUUCUUGAAAAGCGAUGAGUGUAGGGACGGAAGCGGCAGUUUGUGGGGUUUUAGAGACAUCAGAACUCAUCUCGGGGCCAUUUUAAAAAAUACUUUUCUGUGCUUGUGAGCACCUGUUCCCAGGGAUUGUUUCUGGCCAUUUCCAGAGAUACCGAGAACCAGCAGUUCCCUUUAGCUCCAGUUCAAUUUCAUACAUUCCAAGGAAAAAAGGGACCAUUGUGACCUUGUAUUGUGACCUCCUGUAGAGCACAGGCCAGAGACCUGCCCAAACAUAAUUCCUAGAGCAGAGCUUUGAGAAAAGCAUCCCACCUUGGCUGAGAAAUCCCCAGCGAUGAACAAUCCACCAGGACUCUUGGUAAAACGUUCCAAGUUCAGCUGUGGGUGCUCAGCCCUCCUAGAAAUCAAGCCCUUGGUGCCUCCCAAACCGGUCUGAUUGUACUCCCAAAGCAGAGCUAGGAGGACCUGGGGCUCCAUGCGGAGUAUUUCUCCCUGAAACGCCAGCCCCUAAGGGCCCAUGAAGUGGUGCAAGGACAUCAGCCAGUGCAGUGCAGGCUCCAGCGCAGCCCCCGCUUGGUGCUAUGGCAUUAGAAGCCCUAACCUGGCAGCUAAAUCCCCAGCUGUCUUAACCCACUUCUGCUGCAACACCUAGAGAGUCAUCACAGUCCCUCUUUCCUGCCAUCGAGGGGCUGCAAGGAACACUCGAUAUUCUCUAGUCACACUCAGUUCAGUGCCUGCAAGGCCAACGGCUACAGCAUAGGACUAAGGUGGCAGAAAAAAAGGGAAGAGCUGGGGAAGGGAGCGACUGUGUCUGAACCUGAGGACCCAGGUAUAAUAGCGUCUGCAGGUGUCUCGCCCACAGAAUUCCUUUGUACCUUGAAAAUGGGCCUUUCACAACGUUCUGCCUAGGGCCCAACAUUCAUGCACUGGCUUUGCCUUUGGCUUUGCGAGCGGAAGGGGAAGUGCCUUUUAUUCCUUAUGCUUUGUGUCUGCAUCGUCUGACCCUCCCUUCAGAUACCGUUAGUCUCACGAUCACUGGGCUGUUUCUCAAAACCCCAACCCUAGGGUCAGGUGAGUAUGUGAGGAUCUCAGGUUCCAUUUGAAAAUGAGAUGGAUGUUUCUAGCGUUCCUGGGUGCAAAGGAAAUCUCAAUGUGACCCCCCAAAAGCUCAACCCCCAGGAGACCAGUGAACAGAACCCCAGUAUAUUGCAACCAGUCUCAGGAAUUUGGGGUGCUUGAUGCAGGACUUUUGAACGCUGGGCAUUGGACAAUACCAGGAAUAAUUUUAGGGUUCCCACAAACCUCUCCACCUUUGUCUGCACCCUGAUUACUGUAUUUCAGUGGGUCAGGCUCAUUCUGUGGAAAGGAACAAUUCCAGUUUCAUGAUGGCCCAUGGUCUAAGUUUAGGACUCCACACUGCUCAAUCCACAGCAGAAUCCCACUCAUUAGGAAGGGUUGGUUCAGAACCCUGUCACAUUCAGCAUCACUCACUAGGAAACAGGCUCACUCUCAAGACCACCAUCAUCUUUAACCUUUCUCCGCUCUGCAUUUCUUUCCCUGGAGCAACUCCUGUCCCCUACCCCCUCUAACAAUCCCAGCUUCUGGAAGUUGUUGGUUUAAGGAUACCCAGUACAUGGGGUUGCGUCCCUGACCAUCUUGGUAAAUAGCCAUUGAUCGUUCCUCCUCUAGGAACUUACCUAAUUUUUUUUUGAAUCCAGGUAUGCUUUUGGUCUUCACAACAUCCGAUGGCAAAGAGUUCCACAGGUUGACUGUACAUUGUGUGAAGAAAUACUUUCUUUUGUAUGUCUUUAAUCUGCUGCCUAUUAAUUUCAUUGGGUGACCCCCUAGUCCUUGCGUUAUGUCAAGGGUUAAAUAACACUUCCCUAUUCACUUUCUCCAUACGUUCAUGAUUUUAUAGACUUCUAUUAUAACCCCCUCAGACAUCUCUUUUCUAAAAUGAACAGUUCCAGUCUUUUUAAUCUCUCCUUCU